UUAUUGUUUUGUCAAAUUAGGUAUGUGACAUGGAAGAGCCUCUCGAAAUUCCCAUAAUGAAUGAUCUCACCAUGGUCUUAGGUUCCAUCUCUCAGGUUCUUGGGUGGCAACAAGUUGCUGCAAAAAUUGGAAUGCAACGGUGUGCUGCGACAUCUCAGUGGUUGAAUGAAAGAAUUUCUCUCUCUAGAUAUGCCCAUGUGCCACUAGGGAAUUUUGAACUUGAUUGGCUCAUACAUACAUCAGAUGUCAUCUAAUUUUCAAGAGCACUUCGUGAUCAGCAACAGGUUUUUCUUUUCAUCAGCUGACAUCUGGUCAUGUUAUUUAUAAAGAUUUUAGGGAUUUGGAUCACUUUUUUAUGCUAGAGGGAUGUGAAGAUUGCUGAGAAUGUGUAACAGUUUUGAGAAAAUUUGAUGUUCCCUGUUUUCAAAUUGAUAUUCAAUUUAAACAUGUAAGUUAGUGUAAUGAAAAGUGUGGGUAAAAGAAAUUAUAUA
Messenger RNA from Cannabis sativa, 491 nucleotides. RefSeq names its product DNA polymerase epsilon catalytic subunit A-like. The transcript has 3 exons. Lineage: Eukaryota; Viridiplantae; Streptophyta; Magnoliopsida; Rosales; Cannabaceae. Gene Ontology annotation, molecular function: DNA-directed DNA polymerase activity; single-stranded DNA 3'-5' DNA exonuclease activity; zinc ion binding. Gene Ontology annotation, biological process: base-excision repair, gap-filling; leading strand elongation; mitotic cell cycle. The record is from RefSeq and is a predicted model, not a curated record. Bases 30 to 254 code for a protein of 74 amino acids. Gene Ontology annotation, cellular component: nucleus; epsilon DNA polymerase complex.